This is a messenger RNA of Debaryomyces tyrocola, 102 nucleotides long. The record is from the annotation of a GenBank genome assembly. Lineage: Eukaryota; Fungi; Ascomycota; Pichiomycetes; Serinales; Debaryomycetaceae.
AUGCAAUGGCAAAAAAUUGAGCUCUAUGGCGACCGUAUAUUGCAAAUGUUUCGUAUAAUUUGUGGUACCAGUUAUGAACAUUCUGUGGUCAAGAUCAUAUGA